AGCCAUUCGACCAGCGCCCAUAAACGCACCGCCAUCUGGCAGCUGAAGUUCUCAAAAGAAAGAAAAAAAAAGAGUCGAAGUAUGCAGCACGCACCCUAUUUUCGUUUUACUUUGUGCAAAUGAGCGAAGAAAUUGGCCAUUUUAUCAAGGCUGUUGAAAGUUGCCCCGCAGCGGGGUAGGCAGAGCAGUGACGCAUCGGCUCGAGUGAACCCAAAGCGAAUAAUCAAACGCAGCAGCAGCAGCAGCAGCUCCCAGCUCCGCCUUUCGGAAGCGGAAACGCAAACCGCGUCAUCUGUCCCCUCUGCGCGUGUGUGUGUGUGUGAGUGUAUGUGCGCGCGCGAGGGUCCCGUCGCUUGCACCUCUUCGCUACGUGCCUGUGUGUGUUUUCUUCGCUUCUUUUCCUCCACUUCGCAUCACACAAUCCGUCGGAAUCCUUCCCGUCGUUGCACGAAUUUUCCCGUGCCCGUGUCCCGCCGCUGCUCUCUCCCUCGCACGAAAAAGCGAGCGAGCGAAAAAGGCGCAGCAAUAGGGAGUGCGAGCGAGCGAAUGGGCGCGCGCGAGAAAGUGAUGAACAUGUAUAUAAAUAUUCACGACGAGUGCACCCCUGACCCGGUUACCAAGUGAUAUGUGUGCCCAACGCAAAUGUCGUCUCGCUGGCUCCGGAUGCUUGUUCUUGGCUGUUGAGCGUGUGCGGUGGUGAAGUGUUUUUUUUUGUUUUUGCUCUGGGCGAAAAAGAAUCGUCAUCAUCUUCCCCGCGAGUGUGCGUGCGUGCGUGCGUGUGUUUUGCAACGUGCUGGAGGGGCUGGAGCGGAACUUGCACACAAGCGCCUGUGUGGCCCAAGCGUGUGUGUAAAUACGACAGAACAGCAGCAGCAGCGGCAGUGGUUCGAUUACUUUGCUUGUGUGUACGGUGGGGAGCGCUAGCAUAACGCACACACACACAUAAACACACGCUCGCCCGUGUGCGUUUGUGCGCCGCGAUAGCGGUUGUGCGAGGGCCCGUGUUACCUGCAAAGGGAGACCGAAGAAGAAGGUUCGUGUGUGUGUUAUGUUCCGGAAUAUGCCCGAAAGUAGCGCCAGAAUCGGUGCUGCGCCUAACAGCAGGGGACAGAGUGGUGAGGUGUGUUGAGGCUGUAUGCGCGCAAUUAAAACAAUUUGUUAUUAAAAAAGACAAUCAAAAUGGCGGCCGCGCGCGGUGCUGCAAAUUCCGGAAUGGAUGUGUCCGAUCGGCAGCAGAAGGAUUAGCAUACGCGCUCUCUCGCAGCGAACCCCCGUGUGUGUGUGUGCGUGUGAGAUUGGUGAGUGGUUCCAGCGGGGUGAGCAGUGGUGGUGUGUUGCGGUGAAUACGUGUUUAUGCUGUGUGCCGUUCUAGUGUGCUGUGCCCGUGCCCGUGCCAUCCGUGUGUGCAGUGUGUGGAAGUAAUUGGCGAGGAAAAUGCGUGAAAAUCCCGAUGACGUGAGCCCGCAAGUAUGGAAAGAGUGGAUCCUGGAGGCGAUCAGGCGCAUCCGGUUCCAGAAGCAGCGGCCUAGCAUACAGCGCAUCUGUCAGGCGAUCGGCAGCCACCACAAGUUCCACGAGGACAUCGUGGCGGAGAAGCUGGAGGAGGCGGUCGAGGCCGGCUCGGUGCUGAAGGUGUACAACAAGGGGCUGCACUCAUACAAGGCGCCCACCUCGACCCAGCGGCGCGUCAUCAACGUCACGAACGAGAGCAACCUGUCGCGGCAGGUGGCGAAAGCGGUCCGCGAUCUCGGCGAGUUCGAUGGGUCGUCGCAGAAGUCGAUCGAGAACUAUGUGCAGCAGACGAACAACCUGCACAUCGCGCCCGACACCGACUACAAGAGCGUGAUACGCAACGCGAUCCGGAUCGCGCUGGCCGAGGAGACGAUCAUGCAGGAGGGCCGGCUGUACAAACCGGGGCCGGUGUUCAAGCCGAUCACCAAGCGCAAAUCGACCUCGCCCAAAAAGCGGGGCAGCAGCAAGCAUUUAGACCGUUCCGCCGAGGGAAACAUGUGCGUGGUGUGCCAGGAGGCGGAAGGGAACGGGUCCGACGACGAGGGCGAACCGCUCACCAGCUGCAGCAGUUGCGGCGCGGGGCUGCACGACAGCUGCGCGAUCGGGCCCGGGCAGAGCAGCCGGGCGGUGACGCUGUCGCGCCUGCUGGAGAAGGGCAACAGCUGGCACUGCGAGGAGUGCAAGGUGUGUGACGCCUGCUCGAACCAGGACGACGACGAGGACGGCGUGAAGGGUGUCUGUCUGCUCGACUGCUGGAGCUGCAAGAAGCAUUACCACCUUUCCUGUCUCAGCCCGGCCCUGACGGAGAUGAAAAAGUGCAAAACCGCUUGGAGAUGCUCCGACUGCUUAAGCCAAUCCAGGGACAGUGAUAGGAAGUCCAGCAUAAUGCGCCCGGCAACCGGUGAAAAGAAGCGCAAAAGGUUGCUCACUGGCGACAAAGACCCCAAGGGAAGUUCGGAAGCUAUCAGUCUACCAGUACCUUACAAAAGUGCAUACGAUUCUACCAACGAGGAAGCGAUAGAAAAACAAACACUUCCGGAAGGUGUGACGCAGCAGGAUGCGGAGCUGUACAAGUACGUGCGCGAACAGUCGACCAAGAUCGUGGUAGGCGUGUCCAAGGCGCCCACCAUCGCCGCUCAUCACAAGCACAACAACAACAACAGCGAGCAGCGGGGCCGACACUUCUCCCCCGAUCGGACCAGCCACCAACACCAGCACCAGGCGGCGAACAGCAGCAGUAUUCUACAGCAGUCCCCAUCGAAACUGAUGGCAGCGCAGGAUCGUUGUCCGGCGGCGAUAGAGUUUGGCAAGUACGCGAUCGAAACCUGGUACUCGAGUCCGUUCCCGCAGGAGUACGCGCGACUGCCGAAACUGUUUCUGUGCGAGUUCUGCCUGAAGUACACCAAGAGCAAGGCGGUACUGCAGCGACACCAGGACAAGUGCUCCUGGCGCAAUCCCCCGGGCACGGAGAUCUACCGCCACGACGGGGUGUCCGUGUUCGAGGUGGAUGGCAAUGCGAACAAAAUCUACUGCCAGAAUCUGUGCCUGCUGGCGAAGCUGUUCCUCGACCACAAGACGCUCUACUACGACGUGGAGCCGUUCCUGUUCUACGUGCUGACGCGCUACGACCGCAAGGGCUACCAUCUGGUCGGGUACUUCUCGAAGGAAAAGCACUGCCAGCAGAAGUACAACGUGUCGUGCAUUAUGACGAUGCCGCAGUACCAGCGGCAGGGGUACGGGCGCUUCCUGAUCGACUUCAGCUACCUGCUGAGCCGGGAAGAGGGGCAGCCGGGCACGCCGGAGAAGCCGCUGUCCGAUCUGGGCCGGGUGUCCUACUACGCCUACUGGAAGUCGACCGUGCUGAACUACCUGUACGAGCACCGGCGCCGGGCGGAGGAGGAGUCGGGUGGCGGUGCUGCCGGAUCGAAGCUGCUUCCCCUCUCGAUACAGCAGAUCUCGCAGGAAACGGGCAUGGUCGUGCCGGACAUUGUGCUGGCGCUGCAGCUGCUCUCCUUCAUCAAGUACCGCAAGAUCGACCGGGGCGGCGGCUUCAAGGUGUACCAGCCGCUGAUCUGCAUCGACUGGCGGCUGGUCGACCGGCAGCACGAGCGCAUGGUGCGGUCGCGGGCCCGCCUCGCGAUCGAGAAGGAGUGUCUGCGCUGGACGCCACUGUUUUUCUCCAGCACGGCCUCGUUCUCCGAGCUGGACGGUAGCAACAUACCGAUGGAGGCAAACGAACCCGGUGACGAGCCGGCUGGGGGAAGCAGGAUAGGCGGUCCCGCCGUCAGCCCCAAGCCCGAGGAAGAAUCGGACCAGGAGAAGGAAGAGAAAGCGUCGCGGAAUGGGCCGCUCAAGAGUGGUACAGCUUCACAACAGCCGCCGCCACCCCAUCGGAAGGCGGGAGGAGAAUCGGGCAGGAGGAAAAAACGCGGCCGCGAUGUGUCGCCGCCACCGGAGCCAAUCGCCAUCUCGCGCGUGGAAAACGACCUCCCAGCGCGCAACAGAACGCAUUCGCUCAAGCUGGAAGAGCAGACGGAUGAAGAGGAGGCGGCGGCGGCGGCAGUGGCGAUGCUAGCAGCACGCAACACUGCCACCGUGGCGACGGGCGGCCGAAAGCGGGGCCGAGUGGCGCAGGACAAAGAGCCGACCAAGCCCGGAAGUGCCAGCAACACGUUCGAGCGGCUGCGCAAACGACGUCGGUUGGACUCGGAAGAAGCGACAGUGGAGGAGAAACAGCAACCGCCGUACGGCGGCAAUCUGCUGAAGGAUGCUUCGCCGCUAACGGGUCGAUCGGGUGGGCUGCGCCGAAAGCGGCUAAACUUGCGGCUUUCCGACUCGGAGCCGGAGCCGGAGCCGGAAGCUACUCCGCGCAUCACCGAAGACAGAAGGACAAAGGCCGGUAAACUGGCAGCACGUGGAGACGCCGGUGAGCCGGUGAAUGGGGGCGUGUUUAGCCGUGGCCAGGGUGGCCGCGAUAUUGCGCUGGAGCAACGUGCGUCACCGGCGGCAGCAGCCAAACGAACGGGCGCCAUGGGAAUGCGAAACUCCAAACGGCUGGCCAGCAGUCCGGCCAAUACGAUCGAGAGCGAGGAACCGGCGGAGGAAGCACUGGCGGUAGCUGCCGAGAAGGCGAAAUCAUUUCGAAGCUCCUCAACGGCAGGCACGGUGAGGCAGAGGCAGAAUCACGCAGCGGCAGCUACGGCCGGCUAUACGUUACCUUCCUCCUCCUCCUCGUCGUCGUCGAUCGCCGGACCUUCUACACAUUCCCCGACCAAGAAGGAAGCGGCUGCGGCGGCGGCAGCAGCAGCAGCGGCAGCGUCAGCAGCCACAGCAACAGCAAGUGUUAGCGCGACCAACUUGAGCAGCAGCAAGUUACGCCAUAAAGCAUCUCCUACAACGGGCGUAGGGCGGCAUAAGAAACGCCAGGGCAAGAAAGCGAUCGUUCCCGUGGCGGACGCCAGUGAGGACUACUCUUCGGGAGAAGCGGACGAUGAAAUGGAGGAGGAAACGCGCAGUGCACCACCACUACCGCCGCCAGCAUCGUCAGCAAGCAGCGUGGUUGCCAGCGUGGGCAAGAAAUCACCCUCCAAAACACCACCGUUCAGUGCUGGCGUCGUCGCGAACAACAGUGCGGCGGACACCGUACCGUCCAAGGUGUCGCAGCGCGUUCCCCCGCCGCUCUCGAGUCCGGAUGCAAAGGCAGCGAAGGGUGCCGGCCCCAAGAGCAAGACAAUAAGCGAACAACAACGACGUGUCAAGGAGGAGGAGCAUUCAGAGCGAACUGCGACCAACGCGGAUUCGUCGACGGGUGCUUUGGAGCGCACGGUGAACGCAAAGCAAAGCAACAGCGGCAAAGACGGCGACAGAACUCCACCCAUUGCGGCUGAAAGCACCGCCGGAGCGGCGGCACUGGAAAAGGAUACGCCAAGUGUCGCAAGUUCGGCGCCAUCGGACGACAGCCGGCUGCAAGGCUGUGAAGCGAACGGUGAAGCUGUUUCAGCAAACUCCAAAAAGGGCGCAGUGAAGCAAGAAUCCAGCCCUACCGCGAGCCGUUUAUCGGUGGAAGGUGGUCCGAGCUCCGUUAUCAGCAGACCAACGGGAUCGGCCUCGGGCUCUGUGGUGGAGCAGGGCAAGGGUGAGCAAAAGGAGGGAGUAAUCCUGCAGGCGCCUCCUUCCUCGAAAGCUGGCACACCCGAGAAGAAGGAUGCCAUCGGCUCGCCGAACAAAGAAUCCUACGCGAAAGCGUCCGAGCAGGCGAACAAAGAAGCGUCCAAGGGCGGCAGCAGCAGCACUGGCGUUAUAAGCGAGCCCGCCUCCCCGCCGCUCGUGAACGGAGGAGCAGUAGAGAUCAACGAGAAAAUCUCUGUGAUAACCGAAUCAAAAAACUGUCUAACGACCCAUCCGACGGUGGCCGACACUGCUGAGCCGUUGCAGGUAGCGGCGGCAGCAGACGGCGGCAGCAGCUCCAUCAACGGGCAGAUGCAGAGUCCGGAGAAGAAGACCGUCGGAACGGGCACGGAAACUGCGCCUGCUAGUGCCGACGGUGGUCAGAUGAACGGUGUCCAGAGCUCGCCGAAGAUGCAAAAGAUGCUUGCAAACGAUAGCGACAACAACAGUACAAAUCGAUCAGCGGUAGAUCGUGCUUCUAGUAGUGCCAAUAAUACGGCCAGUGUUUUGAAGAUUAACGAAAACUACGAUAAACACCAUCACAACCACCAACACCAGCAGCAGCAACAUCACGCGGAUCCGCUCCGAAACCGGCCGAAGGUAAUUGUGGACGGUAUUACGAGCUGCUCGGGGGAAGGUAAAGCGAAGGAGGAACCGGCGCCGGAUGCGGUCAAAGCGUCGUCCGACGUGAUUCGGACGAGGGAAGAGCCCAAUACUGCGCCCUCAGCUGCUCCUUUAAACCACGAGCCGGGCAGCAUCAAGCCAACGGCUGAAUCCGGUAUAAUUCAACAAACAUCCGCCAUCGUUCCGACGAGCAGCAGCAGCAGUAGCAGCACUACCGGCACAACCGUGCACGAGAUGGCGAUGCACAAGAAAAAGUUCAUGAAAAACAUGGAAAGCUCGACCGACAACGGCUUGACUCAGCAGCAGCAGGUGGCGAAACCGGCGGCAACAGCUAAUAAUGACCAACCGGAUCAAUCCGUCAUUAAGCAGAACGACGAGGUGGUGACCAGUGCGAAGAUAGCGAGCUUUACCCACAGCAGCACCGCCAGCGCCAGCGUUCCUGUGUCGUCCGCGCCAACCGAUAGCGCGAUAGCCGUGCCCACCACUGUGGACAUAAAGAAGGAAAAAUCACCCCCAAAGGUAAGCGGCUCGUCCACGGUCGGGCCCGUCCUCGCGUCCUCGGCAUCGAAGGGUGCAAAAAACGAAUCGCAUAAAUUGGCGCCGUCGCAUAGCAACGGCAGUGGUGGUGCGGCAAAGUGUACCGAAAGCAGCACCGCUAGUGUCGCCACUGCUUCGUGCGCCACCGCCGUAGUGACAAGCGCCGCUAGCACGCAGCAAGCGCUGGCGGAAGCGGGAAAGCGAACCACGUCCGAACCAAUCCACGCCGGCCUGGGCUAUGGAGCGGAACCAAAGACGGAAUCGAAGCGUGGAAAGGAUAAGUCGAACGCCGGCAGCGGUUCCUCGGGCAAUGUCGGUGCGAACGCUUCGGAAGAUGGUGGCCAGAGCGCGGGUGGUAAAACAAGCCGCAGCAACUCCUCGUCUUCAUCGUCCGCGAGCGACCACCAGCAGCCGCACGGUGGCAAACGGUCCGGCUCGACGUCGUCCACCAGUUCCUCGUCUGGUUCGAGCAGCGCGAAGGGAGGAGAGCACACUUCUUCGUCGUCGGCCACUGCCGGAAUGAUGACGGCGGCCACCGUCUCCACCGCUGCUUCCAAGCGCUCCGAGGCGAGUGCGCGCAAGGAAGCGAACAAGCACAAUGCCGCUAAUGCGUAUGCCGGGCAGCAGGGUACGGGUGGCAACAGUAUUAACAACACCACAACCACGCUCAACAACCAUUGCAAAGUAGCUCAGGCAGACAAUCAUCAGCUCCAUCAGCAGGUGCCGCAGCAGCAGCAGCUGCCUCAGCAGCAGCAACAACACCAGCAGCAGCCACAGCAGCAACAACAUCAACAGCCGCAUCAACACUCGCAUCAGCAUCAUCAGCAGCAGCAACAUCAGCAGCAACAAGCCUCUCAGCAUCAGCAGCAGCAACAGUACCAUAUGAACGCGAAAUCAGCAGCCACCAUGCCCCCGCUGCUAAUGGACGGCAGUGGUGGUGGUGGUGUGGGUAUUACCCCGCCAUCCCAAUCCACCGGUCCUUCGAUGCAAGGACCAGCGAGUGCGGCUCCGGGAGGUAUAAGCGGUACACCGAAUAACGUACCCGUCAGCUCUACACCGCCAGUCGGCAAUGUGCACGGUGGCAGCAGCAUGAUGAUGCCGACCGGUCCCGGGAUGGGUCCGGCCGGAGGCGGCGGCGGUGGCGGCGGCGGAAGCACGCUGAUGGGCAUGAACAAUGCGCCUUCCUGCCGGACGGACAAACACGCGUCCAAGCACGCGAUGCACGAUCCGAAGACGACGAUCGAUCUGAACAAGAUGACGCCCCAGUUCCCGGGCAUCAACCAGCUGUCCAGCUACGCGCCGGCCCAGUACUAUCCGAUCGAUCCGUACUACCACCAGGGCUACAAUCUGAUGCAUCUGGACACGGGCAGCCAGAAGUCACCGAACAAGUUCCAUCUCGAUCUGGCCACCAGCAUGGCGUACGGCAGCUUCACCUCCAACCUGUACCCGUCGUUCCAGCACCAGGAGCAGCAGUACCAGCAGGUACCGCCCGCCCCGGCCACGCCCUCUUACCAGUCGAAGGAACGGGCGAACGUCAAGUCGGAACGCAAAGGUGCUAACGCCGGCAGCGGCGGCAGUACGCUCGAUCAAACGUCGUCUGGCACGUCCAGCUCCUCGUCCACCAAACACGGCAAGUCCGCUUCGAAGUCGGGAGCCUCGAACGCUGCUGCAGCCGCCGACGAUGGGAGCAAGUUUAAGGGCAACAAUGCAGCGGACGUCCAUCACCUAUCGCAACAUUCCACUCAGCAGCAACAGCAGCAGCAGCAGCAGCAGCAACAGCAGCAGCAACAGCAGCAGCAGCAACAGCAGCAACAUCAACAGCAGCAACUCUGUCCCUCGCCGUACGAUACGGGUUUGCUGUGUGGUAAAGCGAACCAAUACCAUCAUCUCACCUCAGCGCAAGCCAUCCAGCAUUCCCAUCAACUAGCCCAGCAACACCACCAGCAGCAGCAGCAGCAGCAGCAGCAGCAUCAUCAGCAACACCAUCAGCAUCAGCACCAGCAACAGCAACAUCAUCAGCAGCAGCAGCAGCAGCAUCAGCAUCACUCGCAGCAGCAACACACCCAGCAGCAGCAGCAGCAGCAGCACAAAUCCAUCCAGAAGGGUAAAAACGAGCCCAGCAGCAAGCUUAGCGACUCCUCCUGCAUGGUUGCCGCCGGUGCAGCGGCCAAGUCAUCGCCCGCCGUUACCGCUGAUCCGUGUCACGCCGCCGUGCAGCAGCAAACGAUGCAUCUGAUGGGCAGUGGGGCCGGUCCGAAGGCGGGCGGGUUCCCGGGCGGCGAGCCGGAUCUGCACGGCGACGGGGCAACCGGUGGUGGGCAGACGGACCUGAAGCAGCAGGGUACGCCCGGUCCGGGCGGGGACCAUUCGAUCGGCGUGUACACGCCGGAAUCGACGACCUCGAACUCGGUGCAGAGCCUGCACCAGUACGGCCAGUGCGACAUAGACGUCAGCCAGCUGGGGCUGGAAUCGCCCGCCAGCAUAGCAAGUGACGUCACGUCCCAGAACUCGGCGGACGCGAUCCGACCGCCCAGCGUGGUGUCGCAGCACGGCGGCUCGAUCGGCGGUGGCCCCUACUCGGACUGUUCCGUGCAGCAGCAGCAGCAGCAGCAGCAGCUUCAGCAACAUCAACAGCACCAGUCACAGAUGCACAUGACGAUGCAUACGCACGUGCCGGAAACGAGCCCACAGCAUCCCCCGCAGCAGAUGACAAUCAUAGCCAAUAACAGUGGCGGCGGUGGCGGUGGCGGUGGCGCCAGCGGUGGCACUGGUUCCGGCAAUGGAGGCAGCGGUCGGGGCAAGCAGCAGCAUCCUUCGCAGCAACAUCUCGCCCAGCAGCAGCAGCAGAUAGCGCACGGUGGAAACGGCAGCACUGGAGGGCGGCAACGAGCGUCCACGCCGAAGGUCAGCCGGAACACACCGACGCCGGGAGCGCAGCAGCGGCACCAGAGCCGCACGACACCGCCCGUUGUCAGCAACGUGAUUCAGCCGAUCGUGAGCCCCGGCCAUCAUCAGCAGCAGCACCAGCAGCAGCAACACCAGCAGCAGCAGCAGCAGCAGCAGGCGGCAAUGCAAGCGGCCUCCCUGAAUCAACAGCAGCAACAGCACCAUCAGCAGCUGGCACUGCAGCAGCAGAUGCACCAAGCGUACGGUCAGUCGCUAAACCACCAGGCGCACAGCCAAAACAUGCACCAGGCGGCGGCCGGCGGGGGCUACCUGGGCGCGCAGCUCGGUCUGGCGGGUCAGGCACCGCCCUACCCGCAAUCGCCGACCUCCUACGGCAGCGUGAUUCAGCACCGCAUGUCCAACAACCACACGCCGGCCAGCCUGCACAGCCCGCACCAGCGGCUGGGGGCGUCGCCCGUCUCCUCGUGCGCCGUAUCAUCCUCCAACAACUUCUACGUGCAGCAGCAGCAGCAGCAGCAGACGGGUGGAGUGACGCUUCCCGGUUCCCACACCCCCAUCCCGCAAGCUCCAACGCCCGCUCCCACGCCCACACCCACCCCGACACCGCAGCUCGAGCCGCAGUCCUGCCAGGGCGGUCCACCCGGCGCGGCCGGGCAGCUUCAGCAGCAGGGCCCGCAGCUGUCCUGCCUCUCGAAGCUGCAGCAGCUAACGACGAACGUGGACAUCUGCCAUUCUCCCGUUACGCCACCACCAUCCGCCCACCAUGCACCACAUCCGCACGGUGGGCCUCCGGGUGGUGGUGGAGGUGCAGGCGGAUCUGCCGGGGCCGGUUCCAACCCGUCCGGCAGUGCGCCGGGUUCCGGUGGCGGAGGUGGCGCCGGUGGUGGCCACAUGGUGGCAGCCCAGAACGUCGUCCGCAACAUUUCGACGCCGCCCGUCUCGAUCCAUUCGGCCCAGAUGUCCACGAUCAACUACCACAAGUACUACACCGGCAACAUGAACAUGCCGACGAUCGCACAGAACGCGGUGGCGGCGGCUGCCGCGGCCGGGGCGGCUCGCCGCAAUGCGGCGGCCGCCUCCUCCGCGCAGAUACAGCACAUGGCGGCGGCCGCGAACCGGUCCAGCAGCGUCAGCCCGAACGUGGCCAUCAGCACGAACCUGAUGUCGCCGUACGGGUCGCUGAACGGGUACCGGAUGACGACGGCCGGCCAGUCGCCGGGGACGGGCGGCUACAUCGGCAACCCGGCCGCCGGCUUCAUCCAGAACUCGGCCCAGCUCGGCCCGGUGCAGAUGGGCGUGAUGAACAUGCCGUCCCAGUACCAGGACCCGAGUGCCAUCCAGCGCGCCCAGCAGAACUCGAUGUACUCCUCCUACUCCGCCUACCUGCCACCGAUGAGACGCUAGUAGUAGUAGUUGUAGUAGUAGUGGUGAGAUGGCAAGCUCGCGCAAACAAAUCUGACCGUGUCGUUUGAUUAGGUUAGCGAAAUGAGUUUUUGUUUCGUGUUUCGUCAGCUUUCCAACGAUGCUGAUGCGGAAUAAUGCGGGAGAUUCGGCUGCGCUCCUCGCUCCUCUUGAGGCUAAUUUGUAGGACUACGGGGAAUGGAAGGAUCAACAGAAAAGCCCAUGCUGAAACGCCUUAAAAAGUUACUCUUUCACGCAAUGCGGCGUAUCGUUGCCGCCCGAGAGGGUAAAAUCCCAAACCACGCCUCCUCCACUAUUAUUCGGUUUAAUGACUAUUGUACUAAACCGUAAGCCCAAUGUUUUAUUCCACACACAACACUCAAACGCGCCUUCGUUCAGUCCAUUGUAUCCCGUUUUUGUUUUAUGUCUUUAAUACUGUAAAUGCACCCACGUACACACUCUGUAUUGUUAGGGAAAAUAGAUGUUAGCGAGUAAACAUAAUGGAAGCAUUGGCAGCAGGAGGUGGUCAGCGAACAACAAAACACACCAGACACACACACAAGCACUAAGGAUGGACGGGACGGGCGAACGCGGACGCGUCAAGUGUUUUAGAUACGCGCAUGUAAAGAUAUAUAGUUAAAGUUAAAGCAAGUAUCGACUAAAAAACAAA
Anopheles merus is the source of this 11818-nucleotide messenger RNA. RefSeq lists its product as uncharacterized. Bases 1435 to 11151 code for a protein of 3238 amino acids. The transcript has 8 exons. Gene Ontology annotation, biological process: regulation of DNA-templated transcription; nucleosome assembly. The record is from RefSeq and is a predicted model, not a curated record. Gene Ontology annotation, molecular function: histone acetyltransferase activity; DNA binding. NCBI's taxonomy places the organism in Eukaryota, Metazoa, Arthropoda, Insecta, Diptera, Culicidae. Gene Ontology annotation, cellular component: MOZ/MORF histone acetyltransferase complex; nucleosome.